This is a messenger RNA of Cynocephalus volans (Philippine flying lemur), 945 nucleotides long. Its product is annotated as olfactory receptor 5G9-like. Lineage: Eukaryota; Metazoa; Chordata; Mammalia; Dermoptera; Cynocephalidae. Gene Ontology annotation, cellular component: membrane. The transcript has a single exon. The record is from RefSeq and is a predicted model, not a curated record. Gene Ontology annotation, biological process: G protein-coupled receptor signaling pathway; sensory perception of smell. Gene Ontology annotation, molecular function: odorant binding; G protein-coupled receptor activity; olfactory receptor activity.
AUGGCUGAUGAAAAUUAUACAAGGAUCACAGAAUUUAUUUUCAUAGGCUUAAAGUACCAUCCUGGGCUGAAAGUUUUCCUUUUCUUGCUCUUUCUGCUUUUUUACCUCAUUACCAUGACAGGAAAUUUGGGCAUGAUUAUUCUCAUCCGGAUUGAUUCCCGCCUUCACACACCCAUGUACUUUUUUCUCAGCCACCUGUCCUUUGUGGACAUCUGCUUCUCCGCAGUUGUGGGCCCCAAGAUGCUCACUGACUUCUUCGCUGAAAGGAAAGUCAUCUCCUUCCUGGGAUGUGUUUUGCAGCAGUGGUUCUUUGGGUUCUUUGUAGCCAUUGAGUGUCUUCUCUUAGCGUCCAUGGCCUAUGACCGCUAUGUGGCCAUCUGUAACCCAUUAUUGUAUUCAGUUGCUAUGUCCUAGAGGCUCUGCCUACAGCUGGUGGUGGGUCCCUAUGCUGUUGGGUUCCUAAACACCAUGACUCACACGACAGCUGCUUUUCGACUUCCCUUUUGUCAUUCUAAUGUUAUCAAUCAUUUCUUCUGUGACAUGUCUCCCCUUCUUUCUCUUGUCUGUGCUGACACCUGGAUCAAUAAAUUGUUAGUUUUUAUGGUGGCUGGAGCCGUACUAGUCGUCGGCAGUCUGACCAUUAUAAUCUCCUAUUUUUAUAUCCUCGUGACCAUCCUGAGGAUUCGCUCUGCUGAUGGGAGGCACAAAGCCUUUUCCACCUGCUCUUCCCACCUGACAGCUGUUUCCAUCUUGUAUGGGACUCUCUUUUUCAUCUAUGUACGGCCAGGUGCCAUAUUUUCUCUGGACCUCAAUAAAGUGGUGUCGGUGUUGUACACAGCAGUAAUCCCCGUGCUGAAUCCUGUAAUCUACAGCUUGAGAAAUAAGGAAGUGACACCUGCCAAGAGUAGGAUUAUCACCCAGAGGAAAUUUUUCAUUACAAAUUAA